Acanthosepion pharaonis is the source of this 1524-nucleotide messenger RNA. The record is from the annotation of a GenBank genome assembly. NCBI's taxonomy places the organism in Eukaryota, Metazoa, Mollusca, Cephalopoda, Sepiida, Sepiidae.
AUGCCACUCUUUAGGUCAUUUUUCUUUCCAACACACCUAGACCACAGUAUCACUGUUAGGCCAGGGUAUCCCUCUCCCCUAUCACUCCUUGGCUACACUCUUUCCUCCACCCUUGUCACUCCUUGGCAACAUUCUCCCUACUGUACUCUUUUCUCUCUCUCUCUCUCUCUCUUUCAUUUUCUUUUCCAGCUCUCUCUCUCUCUUUCAUUUUCUUUUCCAGCUUUCUCUCUCUCUUUCAUUUUCUUUUCCAGCUUUCUCUCUCUUUCAUUUUCUUUUCCAGCUUUCUCUCUCUCUUUCAUUUUCUUUUCCAGCUUUCUCUCUCUUUCAUUUUCUUUUCCAGCUUUCUCUCUCUCUUUCAUUUUCUUUUCCAGCUUUCUCUCUCUCUUUCAUUUUCUUUUCCAGCUUUCUCUCUCUCUUUCAUUUUCUUUUCCAGCUUUCUCUCUCUCUUUCAUUUUCUUUUCCAGCUUUCUCUCUCUCUUUCAUUUUCUUUUUCCAGCUUUCUCUCUCUCUUUCAUUUUCUUUUCCAGCUUUCUCUCUCUUUCAUUUUCUUUUCCAGCUUUCUCUCUCUCUUUCAUUUUCUUUUCCCUUUCUCUCUCUCUUUCAUUUUCUUUUCAGCUUUCUCUCUCUCUUUCAUUUUCUUUUCCAGCUUUCUCUCUCUCUUUCAUUUUCUUUUCCAGCUUUUCUCUCUCUUUCAUUUUCUUUUCCAGCUUUUCUCUCUCUUUCAUUUUCUUUUCCAGCUUUUCUCUCUCUUUCAUUUUCUUUUCCAGCUUUCUCUCUCUCUUUCAUUUUCUUUUCCAGCUUUUUCUCUCUCUCUUUCAUUUUCUUUUCCAGCUUUUCUCUCUCUUUCAUUUUCUUUUCCAGCUUUCUCUCUCUUUCAUUUUCUUUUCCAGCUUUUCUCUCUUUCAUUUUCUUUUCCAGCUUUCUCUCUCUUUCAUUUUCUUUUCCAGCUUUCUCUCUCUCUUUCAUUUUCUUUUCCAGCUUUUCUCUCUCUCUCUCUCUUUUCAUUUUCUUUUCCAGCUUUCUCUCUCUCUCUCUCUCUCUUUCAUUUUCUUUUCCAGCUUUCUCUCUCUCUCUCUCUCUCUUUCAUUUUCUUUUCCAGCUUUCUCUCUCUCUCUCUCUUUUCAUUUUCUUUUCCAGCUCUCUCUCUCUUUCAUUUUCUUUUCCAGCUCUCUCUCUUUCAUUUUCUUUUCCAGCUCUCUCUCUCUUUCAUUUUCUUUUCCAGCUUUCUCUCUCUCUCUUUUUCCAGCUUUCUCUCUCUCUCUCUCUCUCUUUCAUUUUCUUUUCCAGCUUUUCUCUCUCUCUCUCUUUCAUUUUCUUUUCCAGCUUUUCUCUCUUUCUCUCUCUCAUUUUCUUUUCCAGCUUUCUCUCUCUCUCUCUCUCAUUUUCUUUUCCAGCUUUCUCUCUCUCUCACCUUUUCUUUCUUUUUUUUUCUCUUUCUGUUCUAAUCCCUUCCCCACCUUUUCCUUGUUUACCCUUUUCUCCUCAAUUAUAAAUGAUAAAGACCAGAUUUACCUGUCCUUUUGA